This is a messenger RNA of Portunus trituberculatus (swimming crab), 1005 nucleotides long. RefSeq lists its product as uncharacterized. The transcript has 2 exons. The record is from RefSeq and is a predicted model, not a curated record. The coding region runs from base 46 to 510 and encodes 154 amino acids. Lineage: Eukaryota; Metazoa; Arthropoda; Malacostraca; Decapoda; Portunidae.
AGAGACACUGGGGCUGAAGGCAGUGAGCAAACACCACCACCCACCAUGAAGUUCUACGUGUGUGCAGCUGUGGGCCUCCUGGCAGUGGCGGCGCUGGUGCACGCCGAUCCUGAGCCCGAGGCCCUCGCUGAGGCUGACCCUGAAGCCUCCCAUCACUACUACCGCCAUCAUCGCCACUACGGCUACUCUUACCCACACUAUGGCCACCACCACUAUCACCACAAGCGUUCUGCUGAUCCAGAGCCCAGCGCUGACGCCUUCGCUGAGCCCAGCCGCUCCUACUACCACGGCCACUACUAUGGCUACCCCAGCCACUACUACGGUCAUAGCCACUCCUACGGCCACCACCACUAUCACCACAAGCGUUCUGCUGACCCAGAGCCCAGCGCUGACGCCUCUGCUGAGCCCAGUCGCUCCUACUACCACGGCCACUACUACGGCUACCCUAGCCACUACUACGGCUACGGCCACCGACACUACUACGGUUACCCUCACCACUACUACCACUAGAGGCGCAUCUUUAGGCGACACCCAGCAGCCGCCCUCUCCCUCUCGGCGGCAGGUGACGAUACCUGCCGCAGGAUAGGCCACUUUUUUUUUUCUAUGUCCUGGCCUAUAGCGCCCGUAGGUAACGCUGUUAAGCUUCCACCCAUUAGUGGCGCAAGCAAUCUUAUUCAUAAUGGUUCCAAUAUUAGGGCCCAUAUCACCACCCAAGCGCAUCUUUGGUGUAACCACCUAUAUAAGCUGGGUAUCUUGGUGACAUGUAGCUACCCUAAUUUUAAACCACUAGACGAAUGGCAAAGUUUCAAGGCCGUAUUUGGUGGAUUUCGAACUUACGCAUGGACGUCUGCCAGAUUCCACGCUUACCACCUUAUUCACUAUGUCACCGUCUCCACUUCUGCUCACGUGGGUUCUUCUCGCGCGGGUGUCGACCCAAACGCCCUCAGGGCACCCGGGUGAGGCGCAGCCCCGCCCCGGCACCCUCACCAACUCGCCUGAAUAAAG